Molecule: messenger RNA, 2268 nt
Organism: Calidris pugnax (ruff)
Lineage: Eukaryota; Metazoa; Chordata; Aves; Charadriiformes; Scolopacidae
Gene: P4HA2
Product: prolyl 4-hydroxylase, alpha polypeptide II
Exons: 16
Coding region: 194-1813 (539 amino acids)
Biological process (GO): peptidyl-proline hydroxylation to 4-hydroxy-L-proline
Cellular component (GO): endoplasmic reticulum
Molecular function (GO): procollagen-proline 4-dioxygenase activity; L-ascorbic acid binding; iron ion binding
Source: RefSeq, a predicted model, not a curated record
GGCGGCGGCGCGGCUGGAAGGGCCGGGGCGGUUCUAGAAGCGCGGCGAGAGGGGCUGCUGCUGCUGCCGGGUGCUUUGUGAAGGCAAAGCUGAGCUAAAAGGCUACGACAGCCAUCUUCACCGGGGUGAUACUUCAGCUUUCUGGCAUUUAGGACCUAGGAAAUAAUCCCACAGAUUUGAGCUAUCUGGGAAGAUGAAGCCCUUGCUGCAGUUGAUGUUCUUCACCUGUAUUUUCUUGAUCAGACACGCAGAAGCGGAGUUCUUCACCUCCAUAGGUCAAAUGACAGACCUGAUUUAUGCGGAGAAAGACUUGGUACAGUCUUUAAAGGAAUAUAUCCGAGCUGAAGAGAACAAGCUCUCUCAGAUUAAAAGCUGGGCUGAAAAAAUGGAUGUACUGACGAGCAAAUCCACCUCUGAUCCAGAGGGGUACCUGGCACAUCCUGUCAAUGCGUAUAAGCUGGUGAAGCGUUUAAAUACUGACUGGCUGGAAUUGGAAAACCUGGUUCUUCAGGAUACAACAAAUGGCUUUAUUGCAAAUCUGACAAUUCAACGUCAGUUUUUCCCAACUGAAGAAGAUGAGACAGGAGCUGCGAAGGCUCUGAUGCGCCUGCAGGACACGUACAAACUGGAUCCUGAAACUCUCUCUCGAGGAAACUUACCAGGAACAAAAUACAGAUCCUCUUUGACAGUAGGCGACUGCUUUGGUAUGGGGAAGACCGCUUACAACGAUGGAGACUACUAUCACACAGUACUCUGGAUGGAACAAGCCUUAAAACAACAUGAUGAGGGGGAGGAUACAACAGUCAGCAAAGUGGAGAUCCUAGACUAUCUCAGCUAUGCUGUUUUCCAGUUUGGGGACUUACACAGAGCCAUGGAGCUGACCAGGCGUCUGAUAUCCCUUGACAGCACUCAUGAGAGAGCAGGCAGCAAUCUGCGGUACUUUGAGAAGUUGCUGGAGAAGGAGAGAGAGGAGAAGGAGAAAGAGAGCUCAGUGAACAAGAGCAUGAGGACGACAGAACCAGUGGUGCAAAGCGGUGCCUACGAGAGGCCUCUUGACUACUUGCCCGAGCGUGACAUCUAUGAGGCCCUUUGCAGAGGUGAAGGGGUAAAAAUGACACCUCGAAGACAGAAAAGGCUGUUUUGUAGGUACCAUGAUGGAAACAGAAACCCUCACCUGCUCAUAGCUCCCUUUAAGGAAGAAGAUGAAUGGGAUAGCCCUCAUAUUGUACGAUACUAUGAUGUCAUGUCUGAUGAAGAAAUUGAGAAGAUUAAACAACUAGCUAAGCCAAGGCUGGCACGAGCCACAGUACGAGAUCCCAAAACCGGUGUCCUUACAGUUGCCAGCUACAGGGUAUCAAAAAGCUCAUGGUUGGAGGAAGAUGAUGAUCCUGUUGUGGCGAAGGUGAAUCAACGAAUGCAGCAGAUCACGGGGUUAACAGUGAAAACAGCCGAACUGUUGCAGGUUGCCAACUAUGGGAUGGGAGGACAGUAUGAGCCACACUUUGAUUUUUCUAGGCGACCCUUUGACAGCACACUCAAAUCGGAAGGAAAUAGGCUAGCGACGUUUCUUAACUAUAUGAGUGAUGUAGAAGCUGGAGGAGCUACAGUUUUCCCCGAUUUUGGGGCAGCAAUAUGGCCCAAGAAGGGAACAGCAGUGUUUUGGUACAACCUCUUCAGAAGUGGCGAGGGUGAUUAUAGAACGAGGCACGCAGCUUGCCCAGUACUAGUAGGGUGUAAAUGGGUUUCAAACAAAUGGUUUCAUGAAAGAGGAAACGAGUUCUUAAGACCUUGUGGGAGAACAGAGGUUGACUGAAACCCGACCUGCAAGCUUUUGCUUCUCUGUCUCCUUUUCUACAGAUGGUUCUUCCUGUUCAUUUCUAAGAAAUGAUCCAUCUUUCUCUCCAAGAGUCCUGGCACUUUACCCAAAAAAAGGAUGACAAAAUAUGUAACACCUGUAAAAGAAAGUAAAUGGCAUUAUACACAUAUUUGUGUUUCAGUUGAUGUUAUUUCCAUGUCCCCCCCACCCCACCAUCAUCAUUUCACCUGCCUCCCCCCCUCCCAGCUUUCUCUGUACUGGUGGUGCAAACAGUGCUGUGGGCGAUUCGGUGUGUUUGGGUGCCUGGUCUUGUGCCUUUCGUACCUCAGAAGAUUUAGAUGUUAAAUAUUUCUUUGAACCAAAGGAAUUUUUUUUUAAAAGUUUUGUGUACAUGUUGAUUUUAUUGUAUUUCUAUGGACCACAAGUUUUGAAACAAAAAUAAAUGUUCUUUC